This is a messenger RNA of Hyalella azteca, 5420 nucleotides long. It is a transcript of the gene eIF3a, whose product is annotated as eukaryotic translation initiation factor 3 subunit A. Lineage: Eukaryota; Metazoa; Arthropoda; Malacostraca; Amphipoda; Hyalellidae. Bases 133 to 3756 code for a protein of 1207 amino acids. The transcript has 7 exons. The record is from RefSeq and is a predicted model, not a curated record. Gene Ontology annotation, cellular component: eukaryotic translation initiation factor 3 complex, eIF3e; eukaryotic translation initiation factor 3 complex, eIF3m; multi-eIF complex. Gene Ontology annotation, biological process: translation reinitiation; formation of cytoplasmic translation initiation complex. Gene Ontology annotation, molecular function: mRNA binding; translation initiation factor activity.
GGCAACAUCUGAGGUUUGUCAGUGUGUAUUAUUUUUGCACGAAGAGUGGAUGGAGUGUGUGAUCGAUUAUAAAUCUUACAAAUUUUCUAAUUUACUGUUGUUAAUGUAUUUAAAUACAGCAAGAUUCUGAAAAUGUCGCGUGCUUACCGUCCUGAAAAUGCCGAAAAACGUGCUAAAGAAUUCCUUGAUGUGGGGAAGCCUAGCCGUGCGCUUGAUGUCCUCUAUGAGGUCAUCAGGCGUGGCAAGAUGCGCAACAACCCUUGUGAAGUGCUGCAGCCCAUCAUGUUCAUGUACCUGAGGCUCUGUGUUGAGCUCAAGAAGAGCCAUCUUGCCAAGGAAGGCUUGUAUCAGUACAGAAACAUCUUCCAAAGUAUUGAUGUGAAUACCUUGGAGACUGUGGUGCGGUUUUACCUGACACUUGCGGAAGAACGUACUGAGGCAGCACGCAAGGAGAGCCACGAGGCUGUGUCAGCUGUUGAUGACCUGGACAACCUGGCUUCUCCUGAAGAGAUGCUCCUCAGUGCAGUCUCUGGUGAAGAUGCUCAAGAUAGAAGUGACAGGACCAUCCUGACUCCUUGGGUGAAGUUUCUGUGGGAAAGUUACCGCCAAUGUCUGGAGCUGCUCCGCAAUAACUCUCGCGUUGAGAAGCUCUACCAUGACAUCACCAAGAAAGCAUUCAAUUUCUGUGAGCGUUAUCAGCGGAGGACGGAAUUCCGCAAGCUCUGUGACUACCUCCUGAAACACCUUGAGCAUCUGCAGAAGCCUCCCACCUCGGCCACGUCAGUGUCUCUCUCCAACCCUGAGACCCAACAGAUGAACCUGGAGACGCGUCUUGUUCAGUUGGACCAUGCGAUUCGAAUGGAAUUAUGGCAGGAGGCUUAUCGCGCUAUUGAGUAUGUGUCAGACCUCAUGGGCAAGAGCAAGAAAAGUCCAAAACCUCAGAUCAUGGCCACAUAUUAUCAGAAGCUGGCUCUUGUUUUCUGGAAGGCUGGAAACCAACUGUUCCACGCCGCAGCUUUGCUCAAGCUUUUUCAACUGAAUAGAGAGCAGAAGAAGAACAUUACAGCUGAGGAAGUUACCAAGAAGGCGUCUGUUGUGCUGGUUGCCACCAUGGCCAUCCCUUUGCCCUCUGCUCAUCCUGAGUUUGAUCGGUUCAUUGAAACCGAAAAAAGUGCUAUGGAAAAAGUAGCCAAGCUUGCAGCCCUUCUCAACAUGCCCAAGCCUCCAACCAGGAUUUCGCUAUUCCGGGAGCUUGUAAGGUGCGGAGUAAUAGCUGCUGUGCCUGUGGAGUUACAGAAUUUGUACCGUCUGCUGGAGGUGUCUUUUGACCCCCUAAACUUGUGCUCCUCUAUGAAGCAGCAGCUAGUGUGGGUGUCGCAGCAGCCUGACCUCGAACAAUAUUGCACGGCUAUCCAAGAAAUGACAGUUACACGACUCAUCAAGCAGCUAUCACAAGUCUACAGCACUGUCACCUUCAAGUGGCUUGUUGAAGUGUCGGUUUUCAUGGCACCUUUUGAACUGGAAAGGAUUCUGGUGGACUUGGUACGGCACAACGACCUGCAGAUCCGUAUUGAUCAUCGUAAUAGUUGCGUCCACUUUGGGUCUGCACUGAGCGAAUGUCAGAGAGAAGACUUGCCUGAAGGUCCCACUCUACAACCCAUGCCGUCUGAAAGCAUUCGCUGUCAACUCGUGCACAUGAAUAACGUACUCAAUAACUGCCUUUCGCUUAUAGUUCCCAAUGCGCGUUCAGAAGAAAUGCAAAGCGUUCGGGCGGCAUGCAUUCAACUCUAUAAAGAGACAAGGAAACGUGACCACGAUAAGAUUCUUGCUCGUCAGAACACAAUUGAGAUAAGGAAAGAACGCCUUGAAAACCAGACUCUGGAGCGAGAGGAAAGUAUAAGGAAAGCUCAGGAACUGCAACAGCAAAAGCAGAAGAUUGAAGAGCAAGACAGGCUGAAACGAGAAGCCACUGAGCGCGAAAAGUUGCGACAAGAAGAGCAGCUUAAGCAGAUCCAUACAAAGCAAAUCAAGGACAAGCUAAUGCAGAUCAGUCAAACUUCUUAUGGACAGAAAAUGAUUGAAAAGUUCAAUGAAGAAGAGCUGCUCAGCUUGGAUGCUGAUGAAAUAUUGCAAAGACAGGUUGAGGAGCUCGAGAAAGAGAGGAAAGAGUUGCAACAGAGGCUCAAGACUCAAGAGAAAAAAAUUGAUUAUCAUGAACGAGCUAAGCGUCUUGUUGAGAUUCCUAAGUUCAACGAGAUGUACGAAAAGCAGAAAGAGCAAGACAAAGAGUUCUGGAAGGUGGAAGAAGAGAAGCGUGUGGCGAAGCUUAUAGAAGAGCAUCGCCAGGCCUUGGAGAUGUGCAAGCGCUUUAACCACAUGAAGUCCGACCUCAACCAGUUCCUUGACGGCAUAAAGUCGGCACGUCGGUCUGAAAUGGAAAAGAAAUUGAACGAUUUUAAUGCACGGCUUGACGUGGAGCGCAAAAAGCGACUGCUUGAGAGGAAGGAGCAGCGACGAAGAGAACGUGAAGAAACUCACUUGCGUCGUGAACGUGAGGAGCAGCAGAGACGACAUGACGAGGAAAUGAAAAAGAUGAAGGAAAUGAAGGAGAAGGAAGAAAUGGAGCGACAGAGGCAAGAAGAGGAAGAAUAUCAAAGAAAGAGACAAGAACUGGAUAGACAAGAAAAAAUGCGCAGGGAGAAGGAAAUGGAAGUGGAGCGUCAGUUGCGGGAAAAAGAGGCCAAGCAACAGCAAGCUUGGCGAGCAAGUAGAGACGAAAGAAAUGAUGGACCUCGUCGCGGAGAUGAUGAUGGUAAAUCUGGUAUAUAUCGACCUGCGGCGGGAACUUGGAACGAUAGGCAUGAGGAAAAUUUGAAUGUGUGGCGCAAGAAAGAAAAUAUGGAGCCGCCUCCUGAGCCAUCACGCAGGGAACCGCCGCGGGAUAUUAGACUCGACGAAGGCUUCAAAGAAGAACAGCGUCGUCGGGAGGAGGAACGUGAACGCGGUCUUGCUCGAGACGAUGACAGACGCCCACUUCGUCGAGAUGGCGCUGCUCCACGACGUGACGAUGAUAAGUUUGGUAGACGUGACGGCGAUAGGUUCGGUGGGAGUCGUGGCUUCGGCGACAAAGAUCGUGGUCGCUGGAACGAUGAUGACCGACGGGGCGGUGGGUUCAGUGACAGGAGGGGAGGUGAUCCUGAUGACAGCCGUCGAGGAGGUGGUUACCGUCGUGGUGGUGAUGGAGUCAGAAAUGAUUUUCACAGAGGGGAAGAACGAGGCGACUUCCGUCGCGGCGACCGAGAAAAUGCCGGCGAUUUCCGCCGAGGCGACCGAGAAAGCGCAGGUGAUUUCCGCCGAGACCGAGAUAAUGCCGGCGAUUUCCGUCGUGGUGACCGGGAAAAUGCCGGAGAGUGGCGCAAGGAUGGCGGCGGCCCUCCGCCCCGCGGUGGGGGUCGGGACAUUGACCGGCGACCGCCUCCUGGAGGCCGAGGCCUGGACGACGACGAACGUAAUUGGCGAAACAAACCUGCCGAGCAACGCCCCCCUCCACGGCGUGAAGAAGAGGAAGGGGUACGUGGUGGUGGCGGCGGCCGUGGUGGUGGUGGAAAUGUGUGGCGACGCGGUGGAGGCGGCGGUGGCGGUGGUGGCGGCGGCGAAACUGGUAGUGGUGGCCGAGAUGCCCAUCCACCUGCGCCACGUAAGGAGAAGCAAGUACAAGAACCUGACGCUGAAGGCUGGAUGAAAGUGCGCAAAUAGUGACGAAAGUUGAACACAAGUUUUGCUUGCUGCUGAAGCCUUCGAAGUUCUUCUGCAGCGAGCUACCGCCUGGGAUCUUUUCGCGCCCGCACACCGACGUGCGUUGCUAGAUGAGAUUGCUCCCAGGUUUUUCUAACGUGAAUCCUGGUGUGUUAACUGCUGUUCUUCAACGACUAAGCGUUACUCCGUGCAUUCUGGAACGCGAAGCGUUUGUGUUUUUGGACUUUUGCUGUGCUCUUCAAAGCAAGUCAUGCAUGUUACAAUGAAAUUGACGAUUCAUAGUCGAAUUAUAUUCGUGUUUAUUAUCCUAGGAUUUUUGUACCUCUUCAAUCUUAUGAACUCUUCGGUACUUGUUAAAUUUUUUUUUCGAAUUUUCCGUGUUCUCAUGAAUAAUACCGUUUGUAGUGACAUGGAUUUAAAUUCUUUCGUUCUCGAAACACUAUCAAUGCCAUGUGAAGAGUCGUGUCUUCCACAUGUACGUCGCGGAGAAUUAUUCGGCGUCUAUUUGGUAUUAAGACUUAUACUUGUGAAUUUCAUUGUGUAUUUGAUGCUAUUUGGAGACUUAUUGUUUACUAUCGUUUACUUGAUGGAUUAUCAUAAAGUAUUAUACUUUGUUUCGUGUUGAGGAGGGGAGAGUAGCCGAGUCGCGUAACAGCAGUAUUUGGUCACAAGUUUCAUAUUUGCUUUCAAGUUUCAUGCUUGCUCUAUUUUUUUCUCGCAUUAUGUGAUACACAUCAAUGAAUAAGGCUUUUUUCUAAUAUUUUCUUUGAUAAUUUGAUCACCCUACUGCCAUGCACGAUAUGGAGAGAAAAGUAUUAAUUUAUGUAUGUUAUCUAAUAAAUCACUUACACAUAUAUCACACUUUCAUUCAUUUUUCUGAUGCAGAUGUACGUUUAAACCUUUACGAGAUCUCAAUUUCUGCAAGGCAGUUCUGAUUUCAAUACGUUUUCGCUCAGUUACUGGCUUGAUUUAAUUUAUCAUCAGUACCUACCGAGAACCAGUUGUCACUGACAAAUUAAAUUCAACAAUUUUGAAGUUCUCUGAUAUCGUUCAUUAUCAUUCGCUCAAGAAAAGGGUACCAAUUGAUAAACUGGCAUGCGUCUCGCCUGCUCUCCCCUCCCUAACCAUCGAGUUUUUCAAGGUAAAAAUCCACUCUGAAGCUGAUUUCAACUGAUUGGUCUCUCCAUAGUACUCGUGGAUCUUUUUAUUUGCAGUUGUUGAUAAUGCCAAUUUGGGAUAUUGUGUGCUUGUAUAUAUUUAACCGCGAUUUUUCGUAGUUACAGGCUGGGGUUUUUGGUGCACGGUGGCACAUUAUAUUCGGUGCUUCAAAGACUGGUGUAUAGACGUAAUAAAACAAUUUCUCCCACCAAUGGUGUGUAAACUAUAUAAGAGUGAAGCUCAACUUAUGUUGGGGUUGGUGCUCAUUUAAUUCGCCUAUCAUUUUUUCUAAUUAUUUAUGCACAAGGUGAAGAUGAAUAGAAUGGGUAAAGGGAUUUUUGUUAGACAUUAAAAGCUUUGAUGUUAAUGCGAAAUGAACGUUAAUGAACGAAUAUUGAUUACGUGCUUCAUACAAGACGUAAUAUGCUUGACACUUACGAUUACGUCAUCGGCUGAAAUGAAUUUCUUUCUUGUAAUUUGAACGAGGAAUGCAGCGUGUAAGCUAU